CGCUUGCCUCGCCUCUCCGCUUCCCCGCACACACACACACGGCGACUGUGGAUGCUCCCCACGCUCCUCCUCUCUCUUCAUGCUGAAGCUCGCUUUUUACUGCUAAAGUCUCACGUGCAGGAUUGAGGCCCCCCAGCGGCAUCCCAGCCUCUCCCCCGCAAGCUCUUCAUCUGCUCACUUCUCACCAGCCUCCCCUUCCCGCAGCCCCCUCCCCCCCGGACCCCGGCCUCCCCGAUGCCUAAAAACAGCAAGGUGACGCAGCGCGAGCAGAGCCACGAGCACGUCACCGAGUCGGUGGCCGACCUGCUCGCGCACGAGGAGCCGCUGGACUACAAGAGCAGCUCGCUGAACGUCGGCGCCGGCGGAGAAAGGAAAGCGCCCCGGAUCGAGGCGGCGGAAAAUGACGGGCGGCCGGCCUGGAACAGUAAACUGCAGUACAUCCUGGCCCAGGUGGGCUUCUCUGUGGGGCUGGGGAACGUGUGGCGCUUCCCCUACCUUUGCCAAAAGAACGGAGGAGGAGCUUAUCUCGUCCCCUACUUCAUCCUCCUCCUCAUCAUCGGCAUCCCGCUCUUCUUCCUGGAGUUGGCUGUGGGUCAGAAGAUCCGACGUGGGAGCAUCGGGGUGUGGAAUUAUGUGUGUCCGCGCCUGGGCGGGAUCGGGAUGUCAAGUCUGAUGGUGUGUGGCUUCGUGGGACUCUACUACAACGUGAUCAUCGGCUGGAGCAUCUUCUACUUCUUCCAGUCUUUCCAGUUUCCUCUGCCGUGGAGCGAAUGUCCUAUCAGGAAGAACGGGACACUCGCAAUCGUGGAGCCCGAGUGCGACAAGAGUUCGGCCACGACUUACUUUUGGUACCGGCAGACCCUGAACACGACGAGCACCAUCGCCGAAAGCGGCGGACUCAACAUUAAAAUGACUUUCUCUCUUCUGGCGGCGUGGAUCAUCGUGUGUCUGGCGGUCAUUAAAGGCAUCGCAUCUUCUGGGAAGGUGAUGUACUUCAGCUCUCUUUUCCCCUAUGUUGUGCUCUUCUGCUUCCUGGUCCGAGGUUUGAUGCUGAAGGGGUCCGUGGAUGGUAUCUCCCACAUGUUCACACCAAAGCUGGAGAAGAUGCUGGAACCCCAAGUGUGGAGAGAGGCGGCCACCCAGGUGUUCUUCGCGCUGGGGCUGGGCUUCGGAGGGGUCAUUGCCUUCUCCAGCUACAACAAGAUCGAUAACAACUGCCAUUUUGAUGCCGUGCUCGUCUCCUUUAUUAACUUCUUUACGUCCAUCCUGGCCACACUGGUGGUGUUUGCGGUGCUGGGCUUCAAGGCCAACAUCAUGAAUGAGAAAUGUGUCGCUGACAAUGCUGAGAAGAUCCUAGGAUACCUCAACUCAAAUGUGCUGAGUCAUGAUCUGAUCCCCCCCCAUGUGAACUUCUCUCACCUCACCACCACCGACUACGCCGAGAUGUACCAGGUCAUCAAAACGGUCAAAGAGGACGGCUUCUCCCAGCUGGGUCUGGAUCCUUGCCUCCUGGAGGACGAGCUCAACAAAGCUGUGCAAGGAACCGGCUUGGCCUUCAUCGCCUUCACAGAAGCCAUGACGCACUUCCCGGCGUCACCAUUCUGGUCCGUUAUGUUCUUCUUCAUGCUCAUCAACCUGGGCCUGGGCAGCAUGAUCGGAACCAUGACCGGCAUCACCACACCCGUCCUGGACACCUACAAGGUCCAGAAGGAGCUCUUCACAGUGUGUUGCUGCAUCGUGGCCUUCCUGUGCGGCCUGCUGUUCGUCCAGCGCUCAGGGAAUUACUUUGUCACCAUGUUCGACGACUAUUCCGCCGGCCUGCCCCUCACUGUGGUGGUCAUCCUGGAAAAUGUGUCGGUGGCUUGGAUUUAUGGCACUAAAAGAUUCAUGCAGGACUUGGAGGACAUGUUGGGUUUCCGGCCCAACAUCAUCUACUUCUACCUGUGGAAGUUUGUCUCCCCGAUCUGCCUCAUCGUGCUGAUCUCCGCCACCGUCAUAGAGAUGGCCAUCAGCCCGCCUGGCUACAAUGCCUGGGUGCAAGAUCUGGCUCAGGAGCGCUUCCAGAGCUACCCUCUGUGGGCACUGAUCAUGUGCUUCGCCCUCAUCGUGGUGGCCAUGCUUCCUCUCCCCAUCGUCUUCAUCGCCCGUCACUUCAACCUGAUGUCAGACGGCUCCAACAAGCUCUCCGUCUCCUACCGUAAGAGCAUGAUGAAGGACAUAUCCAACCUGGAGGAGCAGGACGAGGCCAGGUUCAUCUUGGGCGCCAAACCCGGAGACGCCCCUGCGUCGGCGCCGGCACGCAAAGCCUACUUGGCUCCAGGAGGAGGCAAACCCCUGGACCCCAACUCCCUGUCUCCUAACAGCUGCUAUGGGACGGGCUACCAGAAUGCUGCCAUCAGCCCCACCACGCCGACCACCCCGACCACGCCCGAGUCUGACUUUUGACUGCGUACAAUCACCAUGUCCACUGGGAUAGGAUCUACCACCAAGCCUCCACUAGGGGUCACUGCCCACCAUUAAAUAGCAUUCACGUAGCUGUCCAUGCUAGGCUAACUACGCAGUGUCUACUGUACAUACAUGAUAGCAUCAGGCACUGCAGAUCUGCACAAUAUUAUUAUUAAUGUUUACAGAGCUCUCUGUAUCAUAAACCAUUCACUGAAAGCUGCUCUCUAACCCCCAAUAACUAGUACCUCAUAUUGUGGCCAGUUAUGAGGAAAAAAAUUAAAAAGUAA
Doryrhamphus excisus (bluestripe pipefish) is the source of this 2732-nucleotide messenger RNA. RefSeq names its product sodium-dependent neutral amino acid transporter SLC6A17-like. The record is from RefSeq and is a predicted model, not a curated record. Gene Ontology annotation, biological process: sodium ion transmembrane transport; proline transport; alanine transport. Gene Ontology annotation, cellular component: plasma membrane; synaptic vesicle. NCBI's taxonomy places the organism in Eukaryota, Metazoa, Chordata, Actinopteri, Syngnathiformes, Syngnathidae.